Molecule: messenger RNA, 1866 nt
Organism: Trichomonas vaginalis G3
Lineage: Eukaryota; Parabasalia; Trichomonadida; Trichomonadidae
Product: apoptotic process
Exons: 1
Coding region: 1-1866 (621 amino acids)
Cellular component (GO): membrane; endomembrane system
Source: RefSeq, a predicted model, not a curated record
AUGAGUUCGGAAGAACAACCCAGUUCAAAUCCAAAAGAAACAGCGCCAAUUCAACAACACCCUAAAAGACCAAUACGCAGACAUCUUACUGCUGCCGAACGCGAAAAAUUGGAAGAAAUGAGAGCUCCACUUUGGGAAAAGAUCCUUAGGAAGAACAUUGCCACAAUAGGCUUUGCAUUUAUCAUAUUUUUCUAUACUUGUCUUAAACCAAUUCUCGAAAAUAUCAUUCCUGAAGGCAAUAAUGUCAGACUUUUCAACAAAUUCAAACCAGGUGAUUUACUCAAGUACAGAAUCUUCAUGUCAACAUACAAAGAUCUCAAACUUGACAGACCAAAUUCAUACAGAUUCAUUUAUGAAUCCCCAGAAUUCAAUUAUAGUCUGAAACAUUUCACCCAACACCUUGGAGACCUUAAUUACACAGUUACUAUCAAUCCCAAGAUCUUAUCCAAUAAAACCGAGAGAUAUUGGGUUGUAGAAGUUUCUCCUGUCGACUGCAAUUUCCAAGAAGGUCCAGUUAAUGGCAAAGAUUGCGUCAAGUCCUACCACGUUGCUCCAAUCAUCCGCUGGGAGACUCCUGCCAAGAAAGAAGGCCGUAAACUUCUUGAUUUCAAUAGGAAGAAAGAACCCGAAGUAAAACAAGAAGAUGACAUCUAUUCUAACACGACAUUACGUCCAUUUACUUAUCCAAACAAUACCUUCGAUAUAGUUUUCAUUAAAGAUUACAUCAGAAUCUCAGAUAUCGCAUAUCAUAAUUACAAGCACAUUAGAGCCAGCGAACAGUUCCAAAUCUUAAUCCCACCAACCACCGAAAAUUACUACCUCCAUAUUCCUAACUCUCGUCUCUGGCUGAACGAAUCUGAGACAAAAGAUAUCGAAUACCAUCUUUCCUUCCAGUUGAAGAGUUUCUUUGCUUGGGAUUAUCCAUUAGACCAAGAAGUCGGUCAGGAUAACAAGGUUCUUCUCAAAGUUUGGACCGAUAUCAAAACCGCUCAUAUUGAAAACCCAGCAUGGUUCUUCUGGGGCUAUAUCUUCCUUGCCGUUACCCGUAACAUUGUAAAACUCAUCACAUUCAAGGAAGAAUUCGAUUUCUGGAUAGAUGUCAAGAAUGUCCGAGGAAUUUCAGUUCACACCGUUGUAUUUGACUUGUUUACAGAUAUCGUUGUAAUGUUGUAUCUUUACGAUCAACACUCCAACAUGCUUGAUGUAAUUUUGAAAGGAUUUUCUAUACUUUUGUCACUUUUCAAAGUAUUCAAAUUACUUACACCAAUUAUGGACUGGCCAUACUUCAAAUGGAACGGCGGCGAAGACGAUCCAGACACAUUGACAUUCGAUAAUGAAGUUGGCAAGUAUAUUAACAAAGGAUUGAUUCCUUUAUUCAUAGGAACAUUGAUUUAUCAACUUAUUUUCAGUGAAUUCAAAUCAUGGAUGUCAUUUAUCAUUCAAGGAUUCUUUAGUUUUGUUUCUUUGUUUGGUUUCGUAAGAUUAUUCCCACAGUUGUAUAUUAACUACAAACUGAAGUCUGUUGCAGGUAUUUCAUUCACUGUUUUGGUCUACAAAUGCAUUGGUACUUUCAUUGAUGAUUUAUACGCAAUAUUAAUGAAUUUGCCAACAUUGUAUAAGAUUACUUGUUUCAGAGAUGAUAUAACAUUCUUUAUUUGGGUAUUCCAAUGCUGUAUUUAUAAGAUUGAUAAUACUAGAUCUAAUGAAUACGGUGAAAUCCUUGCGAAAUUGAAGGAAGAAGAGGAAGACGAAGCUGAAGAAGAGAUGAAAAAGAUUAAGAAAGAAGUUAAAAUAGAAGAUAUUGAUGAUAGUGAGGAUGAUGAAUUACAAAUGAGAACUCAGAAAGAAAAGAAAGAUAACUUUUAA